This is a messenger RNA of Culex pipiens pallens (northern house mosquito), 1630 nucleotides long. RefSeq names its product protoporphyrinogen oxidase (gene Ppox). Gene Ontology annotation, molecular function: protoporphyrinogen oxidase activity, oxygen as acceptor. Bases 188 to 1621 code for a protein of 477 amino acids. Gene Ontology annotation, biological process: heme biosynthetic process. The transcript has 2 exons. The record is from RefSeq and is a predicted model, not a curated record. Gene Ontology annotation, cellular component: mitochondrial inner membrane. NCBI's taxonomy places the organism in Eukaryota, Metazoa, Arthropoda, Insecta, Diptera, Culicidae.
UUUAGAUUUUUUGUUCAUACGGUUUCGAAAGUCUGUUGAUUUUUUUUGCGAAAAAAAAAAACAAGAAAGCAGAAUACCUGAGAGAAGUAGAUUCAGACAUGCAACAUCAAGUGCCGAAAAAGGUCACUGUCAUCUAGGUCGUAUUGCACAAUACCGGUUAAUCUCGUCAUAGAACUAAAUCUUAAGAAUGACGGCCAUUCUUGGCGCCGGUCUAAGCGGUCUUUCCGCCGGAUACUACCUUCUGAGGAAAGGCCUUCCAACCCCAACCGUAAUCUACGAGGCCAGCAGCCGCAUCGGCGGUUGGAUCCGCACGGAACGGUUCGAUGGCGAAGGAUACGUGUUCGAGGCCGGUCCGCGAACAAUCCGCCCGAAAGGGCCCGCCGCCAGGAACACGCUGGACCUGAUCGAAGAGGUUGGGCUGGGUGAGCACGUCCAUCCGAUCUUCUCAAAUCACGUGGCCGCUAGGAACCGGAUGAUCUAUGCCAAGGGGCGGCUCAACAUGCUGCCGUCGGAUUUGUCCGGGGUGGUGAAGACGGUGCCCCCGUUUACGAAGCCGUUGUUUUUUGCUGGGUUUAAGGAUUUGUUUGGGGGGAAGUCUAAGGAGAAGCUGGACGACGAAGCGAUGUACAGCUUUGUGGAGCGACGCUUCGGUAAGGAGAUUGCGGAUUACGCGAUCAGUUCGAUGCUGUGUGGAAUCUGUGCGGGGGAUGCCAAGCAGAUUAGUGUCAAGUUUCUGAUGAAGAGCUUGUUUGAGGUUGAGCAGAAGCAUGGAGGAGUUGUGAAAGGAAUGCUGCUGGAAGCGUUGGGGAAGAAGGACAAGGAUAGCUCGAAGCAGGUUCCGCUGGAAGGGCUAGCAAAACGGGCCAAGUCGGAAAAUUGGAGCAUUUACUCGAUUCAGGGAGGGCUGCAGACACUGCCAAACAGGUUGAAAUCGGUACUCGACGAAGGACAGGUGGACGUUCGGACCGAUGUCAAGUGCGAGGAGAUCGAGUUCAAAGGGAACAAGGUUGAGCUUCGUGUGGACGGAGAAGAACGAACCCUGGACCGGCUGAUUAGCAGCAUUCCAAGCUACAAACUAGCUAAAUAUCUUGCCAAGCAACAUCCAAUUCUUGCCCAAGAACUUGCCGCAAUCCCAUUUGUAGACGUGGGUGUGAUCAACCUACGGUUCAAGAAUCCAGACCUGCUCAAGCAAAAGGCCUUCGGAUUUCUGGUACCCCCGAUCGAAAAACUGCCAAUCCUGGGUUGCAUCUUCGACAGCUGCUGCUUCGACAUGGAGGACAAUACGGUUCUGACCGUAAUGAUGGGCGGAGCUUGGUUCCGGCAGUGGUUCGGAGAAAACCCUAGCGAAGAACAACUGCUGGAAGUGGCGCUGAAACAUGUGAACCAGAUUUUGAACAUCAACCAAAAGCCCGACUCGUACAAGGUGAACAUCUUGCGCCGAUGCAUUCCCCAGUAUGUGGUGGGACAUCAGAAGCGGGUGGACGGAAUCAAGCAGUACAUUCGGGACCACAAAUUGCCGCUGGGACUGUGCGGAGCGUCGUACGAUGGCGUUGGCGUGAAUGAUGUGAUUCUUUCGGCGAGGGUUAGCGUUGAUGAGGUGGUUGGUGCUAAUAAAAAUUGAUUGAAUGAA